Messenger RNA from Owenia fusiformis, 1182 nucleotides. The record is from the annotation of a GenBank genome assembly. Lineage: Eukaryota; Metazoa; Annelida; Polychaeta; Sabellida; Oweniidae.
AGGUUAACAUGCACAUUAAAGGUUCGUGCUUGGACGAAGAUAACGAUGGGACUUGCGUGACAUUUCACUUAUCAAAGAUAGAUUUUCAAAAACCCAAGGGUUCGAUCGUAAGACCACUGGAAAAUGAACUACCAAAGAUGUUAAAAGUCGGGGCUACAUAUAUCUAUCGUAUAGGGGAUAACGUAAUCAUAAGAGAGUAUUCGGCGCAACAACAUGCUAAUACUAUGGUCAUGGUACCAUCCAUUCAACCUGGAGACUUUGGUAUCAUGACAUCGAGGGAGUUCGACUAUUUGAUCGAAUGCUUUUUCGAAACGGGAGGCCUGCGUUCGUUAAUAUAUUACUUGGACGUGACCAAAACACCAGAUGACCAACACUUGAAGUCGUUCGAAUUUAUACCAGAUCGAUUCUACCAUUUGGGACUAGGUUACGAAUUUAGAGUCUUCGCUGAAGAAAAGUUGCUAUCAGUUACAUCCACAGAAUACGACAGACCUAACAGUACAAGAACUCUGAAAUGGCACGUGACAUUCUCAUUCGCAGAUGUUAUGGACAUGCUAAAGGAUAUUCGACUAUUGAUCCCUCGGUUACCUUUAGAGGAACGUAAUUGCCUUGCCCAUUUUCCGCUGGAUCAUAUGAACCAAGAAGGAAUGAUGAGUUGUCUUGUCUGUCAAUAUUUUAAUGAUGACUAUGACCUAUACUGACAUUGAUUGAUUUCAUUCCGCCAUGUUUGUAUAUUAUAAUAUGGAUUUUUACUUUUAAUAAACAUCUAAUUUUUCGUACAAAGUACAUAUUACAUUGUUUGUUCGUUAGUUAAGCUUAUUAAUACACCGUCCAUUUACAUUUAUUAGUAUACAGAAAGUCCAUACAACAAGCUCGUACCGACUCUUCUAUCGUAAUCUUAUUAGUCAAAUUCUCAUCUACCCUACAGGCUGAUCAUCACCAGACCAUUUCAAAAAAUCACUUAUCGGAUUAAAGGAUUAUCACAAAAAAAAUUCUACAUCCUUCAUCGGAUUAAAAGAUUAUCGGUACGCCGAUUCUGUCUUUAAACCCAUUAGGGACAAUCUCAGACACAAUAGGGAUAAGCGAUAAUCUGUCGCUAGUUCGGUCCUAGACAGACAAUAGGGAUUAGAGAUAAGCCAUCUAUAAGCCUAUAAGCCGAUUAGUGGGGACAUCUCAGAGAUAAUC